AUGCCUACGGUAGAAGUUUUUUCAGCUGAUGUUUUAGAUCCGGAUUUGGUGCUGUACUUCGAUUAUGAAGAUUUUAAAGGUGAUACCGUCGUUGAAAAAUCUGGACGUGGCUACGACGGUGCGAUUAAUGGAAAGGUCACACAAUCCAAUGAUGGGAAGUUCGGGAAAGCCGCCCACUUCGUAGCCGGCAGUUUCUUGGAUUUAGAUGGUCCCAACGUUAAGCCUGAAGACAUCCCCACCGAAGGUAUGAGUAUUGUCGCGUGGAUCUACGUUGAAGCCAUAUCGGAUAUGGCAGUUUUCAACGCUCGCGCAGGCGAUAGCACUUGGCUUGUACACCCAGAGGCACGCGGGGAGGGAAACUAUCGUUGGCUCAAUCGGAGUCCUGGCGGCGCGACUAUCUUUGACAUUCGCGGUGGAGAUAACAAGGCGAAUCAAUGGCAGCAUUACGCUGGUACGUUCAGCCGCGCCGAUGGGUUAGCCAUACUUUACAUCAAUGGAAAAAAUGUCGGUGAAGAAAAAGCACGGAUCGGCACGCCUAUUGCACCAGACUGGGAUCAGGGUGCCCGUGUUGGCUAUAACAUUGACAACAACCGCCCCCUCGCCGGACUGAUGGACGACCUUAACGUCUGGAAACGUGGCUUGACAGAGGAAGAAGUCAAUAUCAUCAUGAACGAUGGUGUUGAAGCGUUUCUUGCUGUAGAAGCACACGAAUUCCCGCUAUUUGAAAUGCAGACCGCAUCCGCCCAGGUUCUGGAUCCGGAUUUAGUGCUAUAUUUCGAUUAUGAAGACUUCGAUGGUGAUACCGUCGUUGAAAAAUCUGGACAUGGCUACGAUGGCGCGAUUAAUGGGACGGUAACGCAAUCUGACGAUGGGAAGUUUGGUAAAGCCGCCCUUUUCGCAGCCAGCAGUUUUCUGGAUUUAGAUGGUCCCAAUGUUAACACUGAAGACAUCCCUACCGAAGGCAUGAGUCUUGUCGCGUGGAUCAACGUUGAAUCCGUCACAGACAUGGCGAUUUUUAACGCUCGCGCAGGUGAUAAUACAUGGCUUGUACACCCCGAAGCACGCGGCGAUGGAAACUAUCGUUGGCUCAAUCGGAGUCCCGGUGGCACAACGAUAUUCGACAUCCGGGGUGGCGAAAACAAAGCCAAUGAAUGGAUACAUUACGCAGGAACAUUCAGCCGAUCAGAAGGAUUAGCUGUGCUUUACAUCAACGGUGAAAAUGUCGGUGAAGAAGCAGCUCGCGUUGGCACGCCUAUCGUAGGAGAUUGGGAUUCGGGGGCACGCGUCGGCGUUAACAUCGACGACAACCGUCCUUUCACCGGGCUGAUGGAUGACUUUAACCUCUGGAAACGCGGUUUGACAGAGGAAGAGGUCAAUGAUAUUAUGAACAACGGUCUUGGCACAUCGCUCACAGCAGUAGAAGCACGCGGUAAACUCGCAACUACCUGGGGCAAGCUUAAAGCAAACUAA
Messenger RNA from Geodia barretti, 1470 nucleotides. NCBI's taxonomy places the organism in Eukaryota, Metazoa, Porifera, Demospongiae, Tetractinellida, Geodiidae. The record is from the annotation of a GenBank genome assembly.